Messenger RNA from Dreissena polymorpha, 1295 nucleotides. RefSeq names its product ABC transporter F family member 4-like. The record is from RefSeq and is a predicted model, not a curated record. The transcript is spliced from 6 exons. The coding region runs from base 20 to 1273 and encodes 417 amino acids. Lineage: Eukaryota; Metazoa; Mollusca; Bivalvia; Myida; Dreissenidae.
UAAUGAGUCAGAUCAGUCAAUGGAAGACGACAUGGAGCUAGCGGCAGAAAUGUCCCAUUUCCAUGACAAUGUGGAUUACAUGGAGGAGAAGCUUACUGCGCAGGCUCAGGCACGGGCCCAUGAACGCAGAAAGGGCAGCGCUAAGGGAUGGACCUCCACUUAUGGGGGCAAGUUCAGAACCCCUAAACAGACCCCCAAUAAGGACCUCGGCAAGAUGUUGAAAGUGAUCAAAUCUGAGAUGUUGGUAGAGCAAGACACUUCACAUGAUGACACAAUGCAAGACACGGACCUGGAGGAUGACAUCUUUGGUCUGAACAUCAAGGCAGAUGAGAUAUUUGACAUUGGUACGGGGGUGUUCUCAGAGAAGCUGAUUAAAGCGCUGACCUCGGCCGCUUUGGUUACCACGGUACUGGAGAAGGUUGCCCUUCUCACCAACACUCGCCUUACCCAGGAGGACGGCAGGUACAUGCUCUGUGGCAAACUGGAGGACCUGCUGGCAGCAAAACAGCUUGUCAUCAAGACAAUUGAAGGUUCUGAGUCAGAUGCUGAGCAGGAAAUGCCUUCGUCCCCAGAUAGAAAGUCGGGGAGGUCUGCAAAGAAGCCUAAAAACUCAACAGUGGAAGAAACCUCUAAAGCCACCCACAAAGGAAAGGAAAAAAGCAAGAAAGAAGCUGUUGUUGCGAAAAAAAGAACUCCUGGCAGGCCAAAGAAAAAGGCAGACAGCUUUCCAUACUCAGAAAUAGAAGAAAUUAUAGAAGCAUCUAAGAAAACGGAUAAAGGAAAGAAAGGACCCACUAGACCUCCCAAAAAACUACCACUUCCAAAAACACUGAAAUCGAAAGAGCCAAUCCAGGAAGCUGCUACGCCAACCACCCCAGGACGGUACGGCACAAGGGGAGUGAAGCGUGACUACCUGGAGAUGAGUAGGGGCGUGGUGGUGGUAAAACAGGAGGUGAUAAGUGAUGAUGAGCUGGGAGAAGGGUCUGAGGAAGACGAGGAAGAGGUGGAGGAGGAGAUGACACCUCGCAGGAGGAAAUCAGGGGCACAGGCUGGGGCCAAGAGAGGCAGACCUAGGAAGCAGGCAGUGGAAGAUGAAGAGGAGGAAGAGAGUGUUGAGAGUCUGGAUGACAGCGAACAGGAGGAGUUGGACCAGUUCUCUGACAACCAAGAUGAAGGCGGUGACGAGGACAGAGAUAUAGAAAAUGAGGAAUUACCUGUUGUAGAGAAUGUAACGUCUGAGAAAAGUAAUAGUGAUUCUACUGUCCCCAAGUAAAAUGAUCGAGGAGGAUGAAAAU